Molecule: messenger RNA, 796 nt
Organism: Ipomoea triloba (trilobed morning glory)
Lineage: Eukaryota; Viridiplantae; Streptophyta; Magnoliopsida; Solanales; Convolvulaceae
Product: stress enhanced protein 1, chloroplastic
Exons: 4
Coding region: 110-553 (147 amino acids)
Biological process (GO): cellular response to high light intensity
Source: RefSeq, a predicted model, not a curated record
CUAUGGUCAUCAUCGUCUGAGCGAAAAGAGAGAGAGAGAGAGAAUUGAUAGAAGAAAUUAAGAGGUUUCCGUCAAUAAUCUCCUCCAUCCCGUUCUCUUGCCGGAAGACAUGGCCGCCGCUGUACUUCAAAUCUCCAGCUCCCUUUCCACUUCGGUCCGCGAUACUGUGGUUGUCUCAACCCCAUUGAAGCUUUCUUCGAGUUCUUCGUUCAGGCCGUCGAAUUUGGCUCGAUUGGGAACCACCUUUGCUACUGGCUCCCCUCUCCCAGUCCUGAGGACUUCAUAUCCAACCAAACAUGCCCCUAAAGGAGCAUUGGUUACGGUAAGAUGCGAGCAGAGUAGCAAGGAAAGCAGUAGUAGUUUGGACGUCUGGCUUGGUCGAUUUGCUAUGCUUGGCUUUGCAGUUGCUAUCAGUGUGGAAAUAGCAACAGGCAAAGGACUGCUUGAGAACUUUGGGCUCAUAACUCCCUUGCCAACCGUAGCACUCGGUGUUACAGCAUUGGUGGGCAUUCUCACAGCAGUUUUCAUCUUCCAAUCUGCCUCCAAGAACUGAUCACAUGAUGUUUCUUUUAGCUGUGUUCUAGUAAAGAAAAUGUGAAAAUUUUCAUUUGUUGUCUCACAUUCUUAUUCAAUACAGUCUUGUCAUCAGAUAUGUAUGUGUUAGCAGGAAGUUGCCAUACUGUAGAAAGAGGAGAUCAACAGAUCUUGCCACUUGCCAAGUUGAAGUUCUUCUCUGUUCCUCUUCUUGAACAACUCACACAAUUUUAGCAGACACAAAUGUUUUAAUGUCUGGUUC